GACAGUAAAUAGCGUCGGACCGGGGUGGGACGAGUUCCGCUUCAGCCGCUGGGAGUGAGUUUUGUUGUUGACGGAGGCGCAGGUUCCUGAACAUCGCCGGCGGCCGAGGUGUUUUUUUACAGUUUAGUUAAGGGAAAUAGCAGCAAUGGCAACAGCCGAUCUUUUGGUGGAUUUACAAGAUGAUCUUGCAACCGACGAUGCUUCCAAUACACUGGGAAAACUCAAACUUUCACCAUUGGAUGACAAGACCUGGCCAGCAGAAAAUGACAACGAUGAGGAUUUGAAGUCAGACAAAGAGUGUUCCCCAGAGAUCGUUGAACCUCCCCCGAAUCUGAAGUGGGAUGAUCCAUUCUAUGACAUUGCAAGACGCCAGAUAGUGGAGGUGGCAGGAGAUGAUAACUUUGGGAGGAAGGUGAUUGUGUUCAGUGCUUGUCGGAUGCCUCCCAGUCACCAGUUGGACCACACAAAACUGCUUCAAUACCUGAAGGUCACACUGGAUAAGUAUGUUGAGAGUGACUACUCAGUUGUAUACUUUCAUUAUGGACUCACCGGUCAGAAUAAACCUUCAUUUGGCUGGUUGCUAGACGCCUACAGGGAGUUUGACAGAAAGUACAAGAAGAACAUAAAAGCUCUCUACAUUGUGCACCCCACCAAGUUCAUUAAGGCAAUCCUCGUCCUCUUCAAACCCAUAAUCAGCAUGAAGUUUGGCAGGAAGAUCUUGUACAUGAAUCAUUUGGGCGAACUUGAACAGUACCUGAAAUGUGAUCGAAUGGUGAUCCCACCGUGUGUAAAGAAAUAUGAUGACACUAUCAGUGCAUCUCAAAAGCGUGUCCCACCAGUACAAAUCAAGCAGCUGCCUCACCAACAGUUCGGUAUUGGUCUUCGAGCGCUCAGAAAAUGCGACCCCGCAAACAAGGACAUCCCACAAGUAUUAGAGGAGACAGUCGAUUACAUCAAGCAGCACGGUCUAAACAAAGAAGGGAUAUUCCGUAGGUCGGCUAAUGUGUGCUAUGUGAGGGAAGUGCUGGAUAAGUACAAUAAUGGUGUUCCUGUGGAUUAUGCAGUCUAUGGUGAUGUGCACUUGGCAGCAGUUAUGCUGAAGACUUUUCUUCGUGAAUUACCUGAACCUCUGCUGACCUAUGAGCUGUAUGACCAAGUGGUUUCAUUUGGGGGAGUGUCAAAAAAUAAACAAGUAGAAACCAUGGCUCAGAUGAUUCAGACCCUGCCUACAGAUAACUAUACGGUGCUGCAAUACUUGCUGAUCUUCUUGCACAUGGUUGCUGCCAACAGUGAACAGAAUAAAAUGACGCCCAGCAACCUGGCUCUUGUGUUUGGGCCCACACUCAUGUGGGCAAAGGAUGCCGCAAUUUCACUCAGUGCCAUCAACCCCAUUAAUUACUUUGCUCAAUCACUUUUGGUAAAUUAUAAUGCGAUUUUCUGCCAAAUGUGACAAUGCUUUAACUGUCUUAAACCACUGGAGUCCAAUCAGGCGUUUCUCGCUCUCUCUCUCUCUCUCUCUAAAUGUUUAUGACAAUGUACCUGUGUGCAGCACCGCACAGGAGAGAAAUUAAAGGUGCACCCUUUCAGUCAGGGUUGGGGAUUGCAUGUCUUUACACUGCUUUGAGUGGAGUGUGUGUGCAGUAUAAAUCUCCAUGAACCCGGGGCUGGAUUCCCUGGUUCUUGUCAUUCAUUUGUAUACCCAAGAAUCAGGAAUGCAGUUGGAGUGCUUGAAGCGUUUUCUUUCCAUUGUACGCCUGCUUGACUGCUAGUUUUAAAUUUUGUACGUUUCUCUUUCCCAUCCUCCUCAGUACUUUCUGAACUUUUAAAAGAAUUUUCAAAAAAUAAUGGAAUAUUUAUAAUUAAUUUCUAUUGUUGGGAUAUUUCUAUGCUCAUCACUUUGAAACCAACCAAUACACGUUUGUGUAGAAUGUACACUUGCUUUUUUAUAUGCUGGGCAAUGUUACUGUCCCACUCUUAAACAUUCUUCAUUCCUUUGUGUGACCAAAAUAUUUUCUGUAACUAUUUUGUGAUGGUGCAGCGUUGAGAGUUUGAUUCUCUUUGAUUCAGGGAGAGGCCAAUCUAUUCCUUAAACUAGAUUUUAAAUAUAAUUUUGUUUUGAAGUGCACGCUGACUUAGUAAAAAUAGAUGAAUAGAAAUAGUUCAAAUGAAAAUGCCAAUGUCAAAAGAGUCUGCUUGAACAAUGCUGACAAUCUUAAUAUUGUUGUGCAUUUUCAUUGGUUUUAAUUGUUUUUACUUCAGUGUUUUGUUAUAUCUAAAGAGGAAGUGUCCAUCACCUUUCCAUCAUGAUGGGAUCUGGCUUGACCAGAGCAGGUGAGAUGAGCAAAAGGGAAUUCACAUUAUCCAAGUGCUUACAUUCUCAAGGGAUAUUUCAGUGGCAUAUGUUUUUAUCCGUGGUAUUAAACUCUGCAGUCAAGUCUGGAGAUUUUUUUCUAAAAAUGGCAUGAAUUGUACCCAAUCUGGCACUCCACAGAUUAAGCAAGACAUUUAUAUAAUCCCACCCCCCCCCCCCCCCCAUUUGAAAGGUUAGAAUCUUGCUAUGUGCAUUAAUUGUAAGUGACUAUGUGUUAUUGUAUGUAACAGAUUGCACUCCCUCAAUGAUACUGUACUACAGAUGUGAAAUUACUGGGAAUACAUGGUUUUGCUAUUCUGUCUUUGGUGUUCAUUGUUUCAAAAAAGGAAAACAAUAUUAUUGUCGUUAAUAGACCUUUGAUAGUGAACUUACCUUUAAAUAUUGUGGAUUUAUUGGCUUUUAUUUCAGGCCCAAUUAGUAAACUGUUGUUCUCAUUGCAAAUUCAUUCAAAGUAUGCAACCCAGCAUUUUAUUCAGGAAAGCAUUUCUCAAAUGUAAUAUGAAUUGGCUGCUUUUAAAAUAAUAUUUAUUCAUGGAAGCCAUUUAACAAAUAAUUGGCCUUUUUGUGCCAUAUGGCAAAUUAAUCAACGCAGGAAGUCACAAAUCUUGCAGUCAACCUAUUUGUAAAAUAUUAAGGGGAGAGAGAGAAGUACUGUGUCAUAGCUCACAGCUUCACAAGGUAGGACUUGGGAGCUAAGGUGCUCCUUGAGCAGAGGAGAAAUUUAGGCUCAUUUUUUAAAGGAAAUCUCAAUGUCUAAUGGUAUAGAUUUAAUGCCUCAAUACUAUCAAUAUUACAUGACUAUAAUUUUAUUUUUUGUUGAUGGGCUGAAUUUUUGUUUUGAUGCAUUUCUAAUUAACAUAUCAGUAACAGUGGGGUCUAUUGACCUCUUCCAGUCCCCCACGUCCUUUGAGAUAUUUGCUCUUGGGAUCAGUGCAGUCAAGUGGAAAUUGUUCAUGUUGGUUUGGACAAUGAAUUGUGGUUGACUAUUGGUAUGAGGUGGCAUCAUGGUCUUCUAGAUAAUCAAGCAUGUUCCCAGCAAUGGUUGAUAGCUUGUGCUUUAAAGUGGGAAGCUGGAAGCUUCUCCCAUCCGCCCCCCUGGUGAAAUUCACAUUUAAAACAAUAAGUUGCAAGGAAGUCUGAAUAUAUUUUGUUUCAUUUCACUUAAAUGUUAUUAACCGACUGACUCGUGUUCUGAAUUUGAUCCAGGUUUAAAUGAGCCAUUUUGCAUAAUUCCUAUAUGCCUGGAUUAGUAAUGUUCCAUGCCGAGGCAUCUAAUGAUAGGGGUGGAAGUUCCACAUUAUCUUCAAAUAUUGCCAUUUACCGCAGGUAUAGGUUAACAUAUGUGAAGUAAAAAGGGAAAUGGAGCAUUUAUCAGAUGCUUUGCGUGAGCUGAUAAAUUGGAAGUGUAGGAUUGAGCAAACAGUACAUUUACUUAAAACUAACUAACUACUGACUUCCAAUAAAAACUGGGCAGUAGGAUGCCAAUGCAUUAUGUGAUGCCAAUCUCAUCUACAACAGAUCAAAGCUGGUAAACCUGGCUAUAUUAUUGUACUUUGUGCUUUCAAAAAGAAUGGUGUACUUGAUGUCUCACCUUUGAGUGGAAGUGAUUUUCGUUUUGAUUUGUAUGAUUGUUUAGUUUGUGAAAUAAGGUGCCACUGCAGCAGGUGCUUGCAUUAUUCUAGGAGUAUGGUGUUAGUGAUGCUCGAGUUUUCUCACGUUAUCCAGUGCUCCGCUUUUGCAACUAGUUGUUUACUCUGUAAAACAUCUUUAUCAGGGAUAUCAAUCGCCAAUAAAUGAAAUAGAUUC
This is a messenger RNA of Amblyraja radiata (thorny skate), 4177 nucleotides long. RefSeq names its product Rho GTPase activating protein 1 (gene arhgap1). Gene Ontology annotation, cellular component: cytoplasm. The record is from RefSeq and is a predicted model, not a curated record. Gene Ontology annotation, biological process: negative regulation of endocytic recycling; small GTPase-mediated signal transduction. Gene Ontology annotation, molecular function: GTPase activator activity. The coding region runs from base 146 to 1450 and encodes 434 amino acids. NCBI's taxonomy places the organism in Eukaryota, Metazoa, Chordata, Chondrichthyes, Rajiformes, Rajidae. The transcript is spliced from 13 exons.